Entamoeba invadens IP1 is the source of this 537-nucleotide messenger RNA. Its product is annotated as signal peptidase complex catalytic subunit SEC11A, putative. The coding region runs from base 1 to 537 and encodes 178 amino acids. Gene Ontology annotation, molecular function: serine-type endopeptidase activity. The record is from RefSeq and is a predicted model, not a curated record. The transcript has 2 exons. Gene Ontology annotation, cellular component: signal peptidase complex; membrane. Lineage: Eukaryota; Evosea; Mastigamoebida; Endamoebidae.
AUGCUUGCGCCAUUACAACAAAUGAUGUCAUUAAGUCCACGUCUAGCCAUUCAGAAUGCGUUUCAGUUUGGACUGAUAGUUGCUUCUGCUGUUAUAAUAUGGAAGACUUUGUGUAUUCUUUUAGUGACUGAAGCCCCUAUUGUAGUCAUUUUGAGUGGUUCGAUGGAACCUGGGUUUAGACGAGGUGACUUGAUGUUCUUAACAAAUCGUGGUGGUGUAGAUAAUGUCGAAAUUGGAGAUAUUGUUGUGUACAACUUACCAUCGAAAGGUAUUCCAAUUAUUCAUCGAGUGAUCGAGAAGCAUAACGACAAAAACGAAGAGAUUAGACUCCUCACUAAAGGAGACAAUAACCCCGUCGACGAUAGAGGCUUAUAUGAAGGACCUAUGUGGUUGAAACCGUAUCAAAUCAUUGGGAAGUCUUGGGCUCAUGUGCCGUUUGUUGGGAUGAUUACUAUAGCUUUGACCGACUACCCAAUGCUUAAAUGGACAGUUAUUGCAUUACUCUUGGUCUCAGUGUUGCUUAACAAAGAUCAGUGA